CGACGACGCGUCACAUUCGGCCCCCUGCCAUGGCUGGAGUCCAGAGCUCCUGAAAUAGCACUCAGAGCAAUAAACCGAGCGUCUUGGGUCUCCAGUAGCUGCCUCUCCAUAGACACCACCAACAGAACAUGGAUCCUCGCUCCCAGGUGUCAACAGCAGUGAAGAGAAGGAAGCACAAGCAAGGUAAAACUAUGAAGAAACACUCGGUGAAGGUUCCUGAUGUGCAGCGGAUGCCGUGCUGGUCUCAAGAUGAGGAGGCGCUCAUCUACAUGAACUUCAUGAAGAGUCAUCGCUGCUACGAUGCCAUUCCAGUCAGCUGCAAACUGGUCAUAUUCGACACCACCUUGCAAGUGAAGAAGGCGUUUUACGCUUUAGUGGCCAACGGACUGAGGGCCGCACCACUGUGGGACAGCAAGUUACAGAAAUUUGUUGGAAUGCUGACCAUAACAGACUUCAUCAACAUCCUCCACUGUUACUACAAAUCCCCACUGGUUCAGAUGUUUGAAUUGGAAACUCACAAGAUUCAAACAUGGAGAGGUGAAUCCUUUAAAAACGUCUACUUACAAUACACCAGUCACUUUCUGAUCAGUAUCUCACCUGACGCCAGCCUCUUUCAAGCCAUCUACUCCUUGCUGAAACACAAGAUCCACAGACUCCCGGUCAUUGAUCCACAAUCUGGGAACGUUCUACACAUUUUGACCCACAAAAGAAUCCUGAAAUUCCUCCACAUAUUUGGGAAGAAUGUCCGCAAACCAGCAUUUCUUCAGAAGCCAAUCCUGGAGCUUGGAAUCGGCACAUUCCGGAAUAUUGCCACGGUUCAGCAGACGGCAUCUCUAUACGAUGCCUUGUCCAUAUUUGUGGACCGCAGGGUUUCGGCGCUGCCUGUGGUGGACGAGCGAGGGAAAGUGGUGGCGCUCUACUCCAGGUUUGACGUCAUUAAUCUGGCUGCCCAAAAGACGUACAGCAAUCUGGACAUAAGUAUGCGGGAAGCAGUAGAUAGGAGAACCUGUUUCGUUGAGGGCGUUAUUAAGUGCUACCCAGACGAGACUUUGGAUGUCAUCAUAGAGCGGCUAGUGAGCGCUGAGGUGCAUCGGCUUGUCCUGGUGGACCGGACUGACGUCGUGAGGGGCAUCAUCUCCCUGUCGGACCUGCUGCAGGCCAUGGUCUUAUCCCCCGCAGGUAUUGAGGCCCUUUUGUCCUAGCACCUCAGCAGACGGUUCCUGGCCCAGCUUGAGCUGCAUCAGUCCUGGCUGUGAACCCAGGCAGGUUGGACCUGUACAUUCCCCACUUCCAUGAACUCCUCCCAUUCUAUUCUUGGGUUGCGCCGCCGCCAACACUUGCAAACCAGCUGCUCUGCAGUCGGUUUUACAGGCGAGAACUUGUUUAGAAUCUGAUGACAUUUUGUUGAUGUUUUACAGAGAUGGUGAGCAUUGGGAGGGAAUCCCUGCCAACACAGCUAUGUAGUGCCUUGUCACUGCAGUC
Molecule: messenger RNA, 1482 nt
Organism: Synchiropus splendidus (mandarinfish)
Lineage: Eukaryota; Metazoa; Chordata; Actinopteri; Syngnathiformes; Callionymidae
Gene: prkag3a
Product: protein kinase, AMP-activated, gamma 3a non-catalytic subunit
Exons: 12
Coding region: 129-1202 (357 amino acids)
Source: RefSeq, a predicted model, not a curated record